Thermothelomyces thermophilus ATCC 42464 is the source of this 1157-nucleotide messenger RNA. RefSeq lists its product as uncharacterized. The record is from RefSeq and is a predicted model, not a curated record. Lineage: Eukaryota; Fungi; Ascomycota; Sordariomycetes; Sordariales; Chaetomiaceae. Bases 1 to 924 code for a protein of 307 amino acids. The transcript has 4 exons.
AUGACCGGCCCUCUUUUGAAGCCAGGAUGUAUGACCCAAAACAAGGGUUCCUCAUCAUUACAUUACCGCCAGCACCAGGAGCCAGACCUCGCUCGCCGCAGAAGUGAUGUUGUGACCCUCGCCGCCCGCUUCGAGGUCGAAACGGAGCGGCGUGUCAUAACCGUGACCGUGGUUCAAGGCAGCGAUGCCAGCGAAGACGAUCAGCCAGUGCCGACACAGAACGGCGACAGCGACGAUGAGCAAGACGGUAAAGAGGAUGGUGCGCAGCCCACCGAGGUCCCGAGCUCUACCGUGAACGCUCCCACCAGCACAGACCGUUUCUUCCCCAGCGAUAUCGACACUCCCAGCACCACUACCACUAAGCCCCCUAUCAACAACAGCCAAGAUGAGCAGGGAAACCACAGGACGGGCCUCUCCGCCGGCGCGGCAGCAGGCAUCGCAGCCGCGGCAGUUGCGUCCGCCGCUCUGAUCACCGCUGCUACUUUUUUCCUAUGGAGGCGGCGCCAAGGCGGAAUCCGCGGUGCCGUCAUCACGGCUGACUAUCCGCGCGGUCUGGAGGAUGUGCAGGGCCAAGGACCGAACCUGCCGGUCGUUCCUCCACCGGCAGAGAGCGGCGGUGGUAUUGGCGGGCAAAUAGGAUAUGACGCAGCCGAGGGACGUUACUAUCCGCCCCCCUGGCUGGAGGAGCACGAUCUCGGGAACGGACGGGAAAGUAGCGCGGUCACCGGUUCAGGUGGCAGCAGAAGAGAGGUUGGGCAAUCCGGAUUUAGGAUACCACCGGCAGGGACGAUGCCCGGCGACCCGGGGUUUGACAUACCAGGGGAGUAUCCGCCGCAGCAGUCCCAGCAAUACCAGGGGCACCAGCAGUCUCGGUCAGGGGGAGAUCUGGGAGAGGCACGACCCUCCUGCCCGUAUCUCCAAUGACGCCCUAUCGGCCAGAGAGUAGUGUCUUCCUGACGCCGGGACAGUACCCGCAAUCGCGAUCGCAAGUCUCGUCGUAUUACCCCGACCAGAGCAGCCCUGAUCUUCCAACAUUCUUGAUCCCCGGGGGAAAUAAAGCGCGCGCCGUGAGCUUCUCCAGCGUUGCGCAUGUGGGAGGAGGGCCGCGCGUGCCCGAGUUGGUUGGUUCGCCGCCGCCGCCGCCUCAGGCGACCUCG